Messenger RNA from Rodentolepis nana, 1692 nucleotides. NCBI's taxonomy places the organism in Eukaryota, Metazoa, Platyhelminthes, Cestoda, Cyclophyllidea, Hymenolepididae. The record is from the annotation of a GenBank genome assembly.
AUGUGUGAUCGUUCAAACGCCCAAGCUAUAGUGGGAGAGAUGCUCUCGUAUCUUGAAACUGCCGAUUACUCUAUUCGCGAAGAGAUGGUUCUCAAGGUGGCUAUUUUGGCUGAGAAAUACGCCACAGAUUACUCCUGGUACGUGGACACUAUUCUCAUGCUCAUCCGUGUCGCUGGUGACUACGUGAGUGAUGAAGUCUGGCAUCGAGUCGUUCAAAUUGUUGUCAAUCGGGAAGAUGUUCAGGCGUAUGCUGCAAAAACUGUCUUCGAUGCUCUUACGGCUCCAGCUUGUCAUGAAAAUAUGGUGAAAGUUGGCGGUUAUAUUCUCGGUGAAUUCGGAAAUCUUAUCGCCGGUGAUGCUCGUUCUUCACCGAAAAUGCAGUUCGAGCUGAUUCAUAGUAAGUACCAUCUUUGCACUCCGACCACUCGUCAACUUCUCCUCUCCACCUAUGUCAAAUUCAUUAAUCUCUUUCCCGAGUUGAAGGAGACUAUCGUUGAUGUGCUCUCGCAGGAUAGUAAUUAUCGAAGUUCCAAUAUCGAAAUCCAACAGCGCUCUGUUGAGUACCUUUCUCUCUCGAAAGUCGUCACUGAAGACAUUCUCGCAACUGUUCUUGAGGAGAUGCCACCCUUCCCUGAACGCGAAUCUAGCAUUCUGGCAAAAUUGAAAGCCAAGAAACCCGAUUCGGACAUUCUUACCAGCGGUGUGAAAUCGACCACCAAGGCGAUUACGGCGGCUUCAGCAAGCGACGCGGAGAAAUCCUCGUUGAACCGUGGAAACAAUGGCACAGCUGAAGCCGACUUGCUUGGUCUUGGCUUGCCUUCAGCAACCACUGAUAGCACCAAGGCGCUUCCUCCCCCACCUGCCAACAACAAUCGAAUUCUUGCUGAUAUUCUCGGUAACGGGGUGAUCGAAUCGUCUUCUGUUGCUUUGGUUCAAGCCUCUCUUCAAACUCGCUCAAUUUCCCUGAUUGACCUUGACAUGGACUAUAUCCCACUGAUCUACAAAUCACAGGGUGUAUUGUUCGAGAACGCUCUUAUACAAAUCGGCUACCGUUCAGAAUUUCAAGGCAACCUCGGUCGAGUGCAAUUGUUCUACGGAAAUAAGAGUGGUGUCGCUAUAACCUCUUUCACCUCAAAGGUUGUCUUCACUGAGCUCUGUCCUUCCACAACUAAUAGCCCUUUGAAUCUUGACUUGCGUCCAGCGCCCACUACAAUUGAGGCCGAGAAACAAGUGCCUCAGAUACUCAACAUUGAGUGUCUGAUUGAUUUCGCGGAAAUUCCCCUGUUAGAUAUCAACUAUACGAACCAAAAUGGGCCGGAUCACAAGUCUUUACCUCUACCUGUGUUUUUGACUAAAUUUACUCAGCCUGUGCCAAUGGAUCAAGCGACAUUCUUUGCUCGAUGGAAGCUACUUUGCCAGCCCGGACAAGAAUGUCAAAAGGUGGGCGGAACCAAGCUCUCCUUCAACUUGGAUGAUCUUAAACAACGGAUUGGUGCAUCGGGGUUGAGUAUUUUGUCCGAUAUUGACCCCAACCCGGCAAAUAUUGUCUGUGCUGGUGUGGUACACACCGCAUGCCAACAAGUUGGUGUUCUUGCACGCAUUGAAUCGAGCAAUUUCCGAGUGACAGUACGAAGCACCAAAGCAUCUGUUUCCGAGUGCAUCUGUUCUAUUCUCCUCACUGAAAUAAGAUAA